AGAAAUGGCAGGAAGAUCAUUGCUCAAUAGGGACAUUGAGAGGGCGCACCGUGCGGCCAAGCUAGAGGCCAACCCUAAUAGCUUGUCACCAAUGGUGACACGCGGGGGUAAUCAAAAUUGGCAGAUACACCCCGGUUGGGUUCAGAGGUUGAAGUGGGCUGGACUUCUACCUUUUGCACGGUUGGUUGAGGCCACUAGGUCAGAGGUCAUCGGUGAGCGAGUAGGCACACCGAUCAAGCGCCUUCAGCAGGACCACUCCCUACUGACCAACCUGGUGGAUCGGUGGAGGCCCAAGACACACACGUUCCACUUUCGAUGGGGAGAGAUGGCCCCUACUCUCCAGGACGUGUCUUUCUUACUGGGCCUACCGUUGGCGGGUCAGCCCAUAGGCCCGCUGGCAGAACCAGUGCUUUGGGAUCAAGAAAUGUCUGCACGUUUUGAGGGAACUCGUGCGGGCCAGACUGAGUUUCUCUGUGAGGACCACGGUCCAAAGUGUGACUGGUUACUCAACUUCGAGGUUUCACAGUUCACACCGCCGAUGAGUGAGGCACAGAUCACUAGGAGUCUCGAGGCGUACAUAUUGUGGCUGCUUGGGAAGGUCAUGUUCACAGAGAACCAUCAGACCACCAUCAGCAGGCGCUUCAUCCCCAUUGCACUGGAGAUAGCAGAGGCACAAACCGCCGACGACAUCAUACAGCGGAGUUGGGGUUCCGCGGUUCUAGCAUCCACAUACCGAGGUUCCCGAUUGGUCGGCCAGACAUAG
Lolium perenne is the source of this 763-nucleotide messenger RNA. The record is from RefSeq and is a predicted model, not a curated record. Lineage: Eukaryota; Viridiplantae; Streptophyta; Magnoliopsida; Poales; Poaceae.